Molecule: messenger RNA, 1068 nt
Organism: Kuraishia capsulata CBS 1993
Lineage: Eukaryota; Fungi; Ascomycota; Pichiomycetes; Pichiales; Pichiaceae
Exons: 1
Coding region: 1-1068 (355 amino acids)
Source: RefSeq, a predicted model, not a curated record
AUGAGCGAGGAGCUGGGACGCAGUCCGUCUGUUGAGAUUGAAGCCAACUCAGCUCUCGAAAGCACCAACAAACCCGAGUACAGCGAGGAACACAACGACUCGGGACAGGACUUGGUGCCGCAGCAGCAGGCAUCAAAAUCCUCAGCAGAAGAGGUGGUAUAUGAAAUAAAGGAUGAAGCUGAGUACAACCAAACACGCGCGGUGUUUAUUGGCAAUCUCACGACUCCUUUUGACAAUGCAGACUUCCAAAGGAUGUUGAACGACGAGGCUGCCAAAUCCGGGGCCACAAUCGAGCGCGCGUGGCUGAACAACAAAAGAUCCCACUGCAUCGUGAUUGUUUCAACAGUUGAUGGUGCAGUAGAGAUCCGGAAGAAUUUAAACGGAAAGCUUUUCCCGGAGGUUUUAGAAAGGGAAACAGAAGCAGAAGUGGGGACACCCGAAUCACACGAUUCCUCUCACCUCAGAUUGUAUGUGGAUUUCAUACCUGUUAAGGCCACACAGCUCUGGAUUGAUCAGGAGAACCAUAGUCCCAAAGAUGCAGUAUGGCGGGUGUCAUAUGCCACGAAAAUUGGCCGAACUUCCGAGAAGCCAUUUUUAAUAGCCACUCACCAAAUGGUGAAUUAUCCCAACCAAGGACUUGGAUACAGGUCAACGGGAACAUCGUAUCGCUCAGGUCAUCGUGGAUAUGAUCGAGGAGACCGUGGUGGAUACGAUCGUGGUAGUUAUGAUCGUGGUGGUUAUGACCGUGGUGGAUACGACCGUGGUGGAUAUGACCGUGGUGGAUACAGGCGUGGUGGUCACAGGGGAAGAGGUGAUAGAGAUCCAAGGGACAACAGAGAUCGAGAAUUCAGAGAUCAAAGGGAUUCCGUAUAUCACAGAAGAGAGCGGGAUCGGUACUACGGCAGGCGGACUGGUUACAGAGACUCCAGAGAAUACCGGCCCGAUGACAGGGUCCCCAGAGAGAAUCGGCCCGCUUCGCGGUCGCCAGUGCGCUACUCCAGAUCGCGUUCUCCAAGAAGGUCACCAAGAGGAUCACCAAGAGGAUCACCCAGGUGGAGUAAUGAGUAG